AUGUCACGGAGAUACGAUUCCCGGGUAACUAACAGCAAGCAGACGACCAUCUUCUCUCCCGAAGGCCGCCUCUACCAGGUCGAAUACGCCCUCGAAGCCAUCUCGCACGCCGGAACCGCACUAGGCAUAUUAGCGCAGGAUGGCAUUGUUCUCGCCGCCGAGAGGAAGGUCACCAGCAAGCUAUUGGAGCAGGACACAUCCGCCGAGAAGCUGUACAUCCUGAACGACAACAUGAUCUGCGCCGUAGCAGGUAUGACGGCCGAUGCCAACAUCCUCAUCAACUACGCCCGCCAAGCCGCUCAGCGCUACCUCCUCACAUACAACGAAGACAUUCCCUGCGAGCAGCUCGUGCGCCGUCUAUGCGAUCUCAAGCAGGGCUACACGCAGCACGGUGGGCUCCGUCCAUUCGGAGUGUCCUUCAUCUACGCCGGUUGGGACCCCCAGCGCCAGUUCCAGCUGUAUCAGAGCAACCCGAGUGGCAACUACGGCGGCUGGAAGGCGACGAGCGUCGGCGCGAACAACGCAUCCGCACAGAGCUUGUUGAAGCAGGACUACAAGGAGGAGUGCGACCUGAAGGAGGCAUGCGGCUUGGCGGUCAAGGUGCUCAGCAAGACCAUGGACUCGACCAAGCUCAGCAGUGAGAAGAUUGAAUUCGCGACAGUGGGAAAGACCAAGGCGGGCAAGAUCUACCACCACCUCUGGAGCGCCGAUGAGAUCGAUGCUCUGUUGAAGGAGCACGGCCUUGCGAAGCCCGAGGACACCGAGAUGUCCGAGCAAUGA
This is a messenger RNA of Parastagonospora nodorum SN15, 780 nucleotides long. RefSeq lists its product as hypothetical. Lineage: Eukaryota; Fungi; Ascomycota; Dothideomycetes; Pleosporales; Phaeosphaeriaceae. The record is from RefSeq and is a predicted model, not a curated record. The coding region runs from base 1 to 780 and encodes 259 amino acids. Gene Ontology annotation, biological process: ubiquitin-dependent protein catabolic process. Gene Ontology annotation, cellular component: cytosol; proteasome core complex, alpha-subunit complex; nucleus. The transcript has 4 exons.